GCCCUUACCUAUGGUCUCACACUGCCCAUCGAACAUUGGGAUGUGAUCAAGCAUGGGGUUCAUGUUUGUUGUUUCUGGCUUCGUUGUCUUGCGUCCGGGCGCACCGGAUCUAUGACCAAUUCACCUGUUUGUCCACAAGUGUUGCGUCGUGAACCAUAUCGGUUUUUUGGUUCCAUUCUUUUCGCACUCACCUACGCAUUUCUGCCGCGCUAUCCGGAUCCGUUGUGCGAUCGUACUCGAUGGUUAAUUGCCAGUUUCGGACGAACCACUCCGAUGCCGUCUGGUUCCGUCUCGCGAUCGAAUGAGGAUCAAGGGGAACAAGGAGAUUUUCAAAAUGCUUCUGAUCGACCCAGUAUGGCGGUACAGCUGUCCCGUCAGCUUGAGAUUACUCGAAUGGUGGCUCAGUGUCUCGAAACUAUCUUGUCACAGUCCGGUGAAUGGGCUCCAGCCGUUUGGGACUCCGUGCUGCAAUUCUGCUUGGUGAUAUGUCAUUACGUACUGGCAUUUCCGCUUCCCAUACCGGGUCAGCGCAUUCUCCCGGGUUCGAAUGUGCCAAACGUGACUGGUAGUGGGACGGGCGGAAACGUUGGCAGUGGAGGUCCGGGUUCCGGUCCCGGUAGCAGUGUAGUCAGUGGAUCUAUUUCUUCCGGGAUCGCUGGAAACGCGAGUUCCGGUACCACAGGAUCCACUGUUGCUGACUUUGUCUCAACUAAUUCAAGCUCGGUUACCGCCGGUGGGGGUCAGUCAGUUGAGCUGAGUACCUCAGAUGUCGCGAGUUUGGCGGAAAGCAUCGCGGAGUCCGUAUUUACGUUGCUAAUGAAUGCUUGGCUCAAAGCGUGUACACAAUGCUUCCCUCGUCCGCAAAUGUGGGCUGCUUUGAAAGAAUGUGUAAAAGUGUGGCGACAUCAGAUAGCAGUUGCUUCCAUCUGGUCCAAUGUCUUAUUCAGUAUGACCACUCAGUUGUUGAUUGUGCUCAAUAAUACCGCUGCUGGUAGGACAACCGAGGCAAUUUUGUCUGUUAGUGAGUGCCCUAUACUUUUUGGCUGUCAUGUUUAUUACGAAGGGCUGUCGAAUAGUGAGUGUAGGGUUAUUCGGAUUUACGGACAGAUGUUUUACCUUCCUGUAUCACCACAAUCUAUCAGAUGUUGA
This is a messenger RNA of Echinostoma caproni, 1149 nucleotides long. The record is from the annotation of a GenBank genome assembly. Lineage: Eukaryota; Metazoa; Platyhelminthes; Trematoda; Plagiorchiida; Echinostomatidae.